Messenger RNA from Penicillium chermesinum, 462 nucleotides. RefSeq lists its product as uncharacterized. Lineage: Eukaryota; Fungi; Ascomycota; Eurotiomycetes; Eurotiales; Aspergillaceae. The coding region runs from base 1 to 462 and encodes 153 amino acids. The record is from RefSeq and is a predicted model, not a curated record. The transcript has a single exon.
AUGUCCAGCAACCGGCCUUUUUUAGCCAACUUCCUUGCCGCCUUCCGUGCCCAGUCCGCCUAUAAGGCUGGGGCCUCUCAACCCACAGGCACAACCUCGCUCUCCUCAGCACAGAUAUCCCAGAAUGCUCGCGCAAUAGCCACCAAAGCCGCCAACUCUGGCUCUGGCUCUGCUGGCCCAUCAGGUUCCGCUUCAGCGUCGGCGUCGGCGUCAACAUCUCACCACUCGGGCGCAACCGCAGCGCCGGCUACAUCCUCUGCCUCACAGCCGCCUCACCACUACCAUCAUGAAUCACCUCUAGCUACCUCCCUCGCCCACGCCCGCCUCUGCGACUCCAAUCCCCAUCACCCGGAGCGCAGACCGGCAGCGUCGCGGCAGCGACAGCUCCAGUGGCUCGGGCGGCUUCCGGGAUGCAAUGGGCCCAGAAAAGUGGUACAUCGGCGGCCGUACACCGGCCGGUGA